Molecule: messenger RNA, 771 nt
Organism: Colletotrichum siamense
Lineage: Eukaryota; Fungi; Ascomycota; Sordariomycetes; Glomerellales; Glomerellaceae
Exons: 1
Coding region: 1-771 (256 amino acids)
Source: RefSeq, a predicted model, not a curated record
AUGGGCGAGCUAUUUGGAGACUAUUCGUACCUGCAGGUUGAAGGUCUCGAUCAUGACUCCGCCGACCGGCUAUCCGAUCUUUUUGGCCAGUUUACUGGUCAAGACUGUUUCGUCACGGAGAAGUGUACCGACGGAGCUUCGGGCGAGCGUGGAGCUGGUCAAGUAUGCCCUGCUGGGACCACGUCCGUCGAGACCGCCCACAACCCCUUGCAAAGACACCCCAUGCCCCUUUCAGGUGGAACAUGCAAUAAGGGAUGGUACCGCCAUAUCUGCUGUCCGAAAAGCUCGAUGCCCCAAGACUGUGAAUGGAACGGCGAACCAGAGCGUAACGUGUUUGGGUGCAGCGGAAAAUGCGGCCCGGGCACGUUCGAGCUCAACACCGACACAGCCAUCGAGCACAAAGGAAAUGAGCAAUGUUACUCUGGAAAGAGGUCCUUGUGUUGCCGCAGUACCAAGGUCAUUGACGAUUGUAUCUGGAGCGGCUGUCAAGGACUUCUUGCCCCUAGCCAGAACCCUGAGUGCCCCGACGGCUACGACUACCAGACGUACCGCUACAACAAGCCAGAAGGUGUCGGUCUCUGUCGAGAGGAGUAUGUGUCACCCGUUUCAGGAAAGAAGGGUAGUCCUUUGAUGGAGCCUUUCAAGAGCGCAUUGUGCUGUCCCAAAGGUCGCAGCUACAGCAACUGCAACUGGGCCAACAACCCGCAAUCCUCUUCUGAUUUAGAGUACGGCAAUCCAGAACUUUACUGUCUGCCCCAACCUUGCAAGUAG